Drosophila hydei is the source of this 442-nucleotide messenger RNA. RefSeq names its product cuticle protein 16.5. Bases 16 to 387 code for a protein of 123 amino acids. The record is from RefSeq and is a predicted model, not a curated record. NCBI's taxonomy places the organism in Eukaryota, Metazoa, Arthropoda, Insecta, Diptera, Drosophilidae. The transcript is spliced from 2 exons.
CGACGGCGAGUAUAAAUGGAGCAGUUCGUCCAUGGACCAGUAUCAGUCAACCAACUUCCAACUCUGAGAACGUUCGUCGUGCACUACCAAACAACCAAAAUCAACAUGAAAUUCCUCAUUUGCUUGGCUCUCUUCGUCGCCGUGGCCCAGGCCCAUGUUGUGGCGCCCGUUGCCACCUACGCUGCCGCUGCACCUGCCCUGACCUAUGCUGCCGCUCCGGCCGUCUACUCGGCUGCCAUUCCUCGUGCCUACACCGCCUAUGCAGCUGCUCCAUCCGUUUACUCCGCCUCGUAUGUGUCGCCAUCUGUCUACUCCGCUUAUGCUGCUCCCGCUGUCGUCUCCACCUAUGGCGCUCCCGCUGUUGUCUCCACGCUCCUCAAGAAGUAAAUCAAUCAAAAAACAACACAAAAAUGUCCCACUACAUCACAUGGAAACUUAAGUU